Molecule: messenger RNA, 2441 nt
Organism: Glycine soja
Lineage: Eukaryota; Viridiplantae; Streptophyta; Magnoliopsida; Fabales; Fabaceae
Product: peptidyl-prolyl cis-trans isomerase CYP71
Exons: 13
Coding region: 195-2045 (616 amino acids)
Biological process (GO): protein peptidyl-prolyl isomerization; protein folding
Molecular function (GO): peptidyl-prolyl cis-trans isomerase activity; protein binding
Source: RefSeq, a predicted model, not a curated record
GUUUCCGUGAGUACUUUCUUUCGACACUCUUUUAGUCUACUGCUAGCUCUUCAAAAUCUCAGAAGAGGAAGCUUCUGCUCCCUCCAUUUCCCAACUCCGUGGCACUACUUUGAAACUUAUGCAUUCAUUUCCUUCAGCUGAGGAAGGAAUUAGCGUUGCUCUUAGCCAUUCAAUUCAAAUUGUUUUAUUUGAAGAUGACUGAGGAACACGAGAAUGGCGCCGACGCAAGCGGGGAGGAGCAACCGAUAGGCCCGGGCCCAGCCCCACGGGCCCGGCCCAAGCGACCCCUUCAGUUCGAGCACGCCUACCUCGACGUCUUGCCCUCCGCCAACAUGUACGAGAAAAGUUAUAUGCACCGUGAUGUGGUUACGCACGUCGCCGUUUCGGCUGCGGAUUUUUUCAUCACUGGAAGUGCCGAUGGGCAUUUGAAGUUUUGGAAGAAAAAGCCUAUUGGUAUUGAGUUUGCCAAACACUUCAGAUCUCAUCUUGGUCCAAUUGAAGGUCUAGCUGUUAGUAUUGAUGGUCUGCUUUGCUGUACAAUAUCAAAUGACCGCUCUGUGAAAAUAUAUGACGUAGUCAACUUUGACAUGAUGGUCAUGAUUCGCUUGCCAUAUAUUCCUGGUGCUGUUGACUGGGUUUACAAACAAGGGGAUGUCAAAGCUAGGCUUGCCAUUAGUGAUAGGAACUCAUCUUUUGUGCACAUAUAUGAUGCACGAGCUGGUUCAAAUGAUCCCAUCAUCUCCAAAGAGAUACAUAUGGGUCCUAUUAAAGUUAUGAAGUACAAUCCUGUAUGUGAUUCUGUACUUUCAGCAGAUGCAAAGGGGAUAAUUGAAUACUGGAGCCCUGCUACACUGCAAUUCCCAGAGAAUGAGGUCAAUUUUAAAUUGAAAAGUGACACUAACCUCUUUGAAAUUGCAAAAUGCAAGACUUCUGUUUCAGCUAUUGAGGUUAGUCCAGAUGGUAAGCAAUUUUCUAUCACAUCACCUGACCGUAGAAUACGUGUGUUUUGGUACAGAACGGGUAAACUAAGGCGGGUUUAUGAUGAAUCCCUUGAGGUUGCUCAAGAUCUCCAAAGAAGUGAUGCUCCAUUAUACAGGUUGGAAGCCAUUGAUUUUGGUCGAAGAAUGGCUGUCGAGAAGGAAAUAGAGAAGACAGAAAGUGCACCACUUCCAAAUGCAGUUUUUGACGAAAGUGCCAAUUUUCUUAUAUAUGCAACCUUGCUUGGGAUUAAAAUUGUUAAUCUGCACACCAAUAAAGUUGCUCGAAUACUUGGAAAGGUGGAGAAUAAUGAUAGGUUCUUAAGAAUAGCUUUAUAUCAAGGGGAUCGAAAUAGUAAAAAAGUAAGAAAGAUCCCUUCAGCGGCUGCAAAUGCUAAUGAGAGCAAGGAGCCUUUGACAGAUCCCACUCUCCUGUGUUGUGCCUUCAAAAAGCACAGGAUAUAUUUAUUCAGUCGAAGAGAGCCAGAGGAGCCUGAAGAUGCAACUAAAGGAAGAGAUGUGUUCAAUGAAAAGCCACCUGCUGAUGAACUUUUGUCAGUUUCGGAUAUUGGAAAGUCAGUUACAACAUCACUUCCUGAUAAUGUGAUUCUACACACCACUAUGGGUGAUAUUCACAUGAAAUUAUACCCAGAGGAAUGUCCAAAAACUGUGGAGAAUUUCACUACUCACUGCCGAAAUGGCUACUAUGACAAUCUUAUUUUUCAUAGGGUCAUCAAAGGCUUCAUGAUACAAACAGGAGAUCCUUUAGGAGAUGGCACUGGUGGGCAGUCUAUUUGGGGGAGAGAAUUUGAGGAUGAAUUUCAUAAAAGUUUGAGGCAUGAUAGGCCUUUCACGGUAUCAAUGGCAAAUGCGGGCCCAAAUACAAAUGGUUCUCAGUUCUUUAUCACCACAGUUGCUACUCCAUGGUUGGACAACAAGCACACUGUAUUUGGUAGAGUUGCGAAGGGAAUGGAUGUUGUACAGGCUAUAGAAAAAGUGAAGACAGACAAGACAGAUAAGCCAUAUCAAGAUGUUAAAAUUCUAAAUGUCACUGUACCAAAGUCUUGAAGGUCCUUGGUCUGUAUGGCUGAUGGAGUCAGUCAUAUCAAUACUGAUGAUACGCUGCUGAAGAAGUUUCAAACAGAAUGAUUUCAAGUUUCAUCCUUUAGCUUGAUAGGCGGCCAAUGAACUGAGGCAAUUAUUCUUAAAAAGGAUUGCCGUUGUUUUUCAUGCAUACACUUUCGUCACAGUUCAAUCUUUAUCCGACUUAUGGCUCAAGCUUACCUCGGAUGUUGGCUUCUGUGUUCUGCUUUGCCAGUGUAAUGAGCUUUGCAUGCCAAAGGAAGGCAGUUAGGCAAUAUCACUUGACAUGUAAUUUUUUCUGAUACUAUACCAGAUGUACGAUAUCCCUGACUUAUUAUCACUAUUUUUAAAAGUGGUAUAAAUAUUUUUGCUUUUUUUUAA